This is a messenger RNA of Kuraishia capsulata CBS 1993, 318 nucleotides long. RefSeq lists its product as uncharacterized. Bases 1 to 318 code for a protein of 105 amino acids. The record is from RefSeq and is a predicted model, not a curated record. The transcript has a single exon. NCBI's taxonomy places the organism in Eukaryota, Fungi, Ascomycota, Pichiomycetes, Pichiales, Pichiaceae.
AUGUAUGAGUCUUGGCACCUUCAAGUAGAAUCUAAGUACCGCAUAGAGAAUCACAGGUACAACUAUAAUGUAGCCGUAAAGCAAGUUAAUCGAAAAGAGCAACAACUGGAAAUAGUUUGCAUCCGGGUUGUAUUUGUGCUUGAUCCACUCUCCAAUGAGAUCGGCGAGAGUAUUGCUGAAAAACAGCAAGAAGAUGAUGGUGCCAGUGAUCCAGAUUGCACCGUAGAGAUCUCCAACAGAGUCAAUCUCAUCAUCCGUAAGUCUCACUAUGGGAUUUAUCGAAUACAGACAGUUGUGGAAAAACUCUGCGGUCGUUAG